ACGAUGCCCAUUGUCGGCGUGGACAUAUCUUCGCACACUGGAGAUGAGUUGCCCUUCUUUGACUCACUUUUGGAUCUAGACAAGUGGACGGAUACCCCCUCCAAUAAACUUGGUAGUAUCCCAAAGUACUACCCUCGGCGAGGGCGGGAUGGUGGCGACGACAAAGAACGGAACGGGAGACUACUGGUCUGCCAUGAUUACAGGGGUGGCUACAAUGAAAGUCCAACGUCGUUUACCUACACUUUCAACUUCUGGCCCUGGUGCGACGUAUUUGUAUAUUUUUCUCACCACAGAGUGACAAUCCCUCCAUCGGGAUGGACGACGGCUGCACAUCGUCAAGGCGUGAAAAUGCUCGGGACUUUAAUAUUUGAACACGAAUCUAGUGAAAGCGACUGCCUUCGACUACUCUUUGGUCGUCUUCCUCGAUCCCAGACAGGCCCCGCUGCGCCUUCCCAAGAUGGCACCGUUCCCGUCUCACCACACUAUGCCCGCAUUCUCGCUGAUCUCGCAUACCAGCGCGGGUUCGAUGGGUAUCUACUCAAUUUUGAGUAUCCGCUACGUGCUGGUGGUGGUGUUGGGCACACUCGUUCUUUAGCAGCUUGGAUUGCGCUGCUAAACAGGGAGUUGAAGAAGAAAGUGGGUCCACACGCGGAGGCUAUUUGGUAUGACAGCGUCGUCUUCACCGGACAGUUGCGUUGGCAAGACCGACUGAAUAACUACAACCUCCCGUUCUUCCUCCCAUCCACCGGAUUCUUCACGAAUUAUACCUGGCCUGCCCAUUUCCCUUCCGUUACCACGAAAUUCUUCGACAGCCUGCCAUCAGCUACCCAACAUCUCUCCCCCAAAACCCUUCAAGACGUCUACACCGGCAUUGACGUUUGGGGCCGUGGCUCUCAUGGCGGGGGCGGCCUCGGCUGCUACAGAGCCCUCGAGCACAUCAACCCCAAACCUUCUCCGACCGAAGUCGAGUCUGACCCUGCCAUCGACGCCCGUGGCAGCAUGAGCGUCGCUCUCUUCGGCCAGGCCUGGACUUGGGAAAGCGAGCAAGACAAGCCCGGCUGGGAUUGGGAUCAGUGGUGGUCUUUCGAGCGCAAGUUGUGGUUAGGUUCCGAGGACACGAAUGAGAAUGUCGAAGUUCCGGACGCCCCUGUCAGGAGAGAAGGGGAGCCUGUAUGUCCACAUGGACCUUUUCGACCACUGACUGAGUUCUUCGAACCGAAAUCACCGCCCGAUCCUGCGGAGUUACCGUUCUUCACUUCGUUCUCUCCUGGUGUUGGGCGGGGAUGGUGGGUGAACGGGUCCAAGGUGUGGAUGACGGAGCUCCAGGGGAAGGAGAAGUUGGCCGGGUGGACGGAUGUGUCGAAACAGGGGUCUCUUGGAGACUUGCUCUGGCCUACACCUCGGGUGAAGUGGGAGGAUGUAGGGCGGGAGGAGGCGUUGCCACAAGGGCGGUGCAGCUUCGAGUUUGGAGAUGCGUGGCAGGGAGGGAAUAGCUUGAGGGUGGCGUUCGACGUGCAGGGUUCCGAGGCUGAUGAUGCCUUCUUCCGGUCGAUGUGGCUCCCCGUUCAAUCGUUCGCCCUUACAGCAGGGAGAUCCUACGAUGCCUCUAUUAUCUUCAAGUCAGAGAGCGAGAACAUCGAUGUAGGCCUAUCGCUCAAGUUUCCUCGGGCCGAUGCCUCAACAACCGAAGAACUACCGGUGUCCGUGUCGGAGGAGCUCGCGAAUGGGUGGACGAAGUUAUCUCUCAGCUUCACACCUACCUCGAACGCAGCGCAUAUCGGCCUUAUCGUUGGUUUCGCGGCGGAAGAUCCUUCCGAGGGUCUCCAUCUCUGCUUCCUUAUUGGCCAACUGGUCGUACAUCCUUCGCCGCCGCCACCACCCACUCUAACAUCGAUUCCUCGCAUCCUAUGGGCGGACUUCCAAAGAUCCACAGCACCACCUGCUCCUCCUAUCAACGCCACCGCCACCAUGACCCCAAUGGGUAUCCUCACCUGGGAAAUUUCCGCUACAUUUCUGCCUUUACCCCUCUCUACAACCAUCCCUUCCGUCGACGAUCCCAAUCCCAUAUGGCACCUCGACGUUUCAGAACACUGGUUCCCUUCUUUUCUCUACUUCAACAUAUAUGUCCAGGUACAUGAUUCGGAGGGGAAAGUGAAGGGGCCUGAGAAUGCGAACUUUGUGGGCACGACGGGUUUCGAUGGGAGGAGGGGAAGGUUUUGGGUCGAUGGAGGUGUGAUGGGUGGUGUAAUCCCGGCCGGUUCCGGGAAAUUGAGGUACUACGUGCAGGGGGUGACCGAGAAAGGAGAGGUGUUGACGUGGGAUAGGUGUUGUUACGUCGACACGUAGGCGAGAAUAUAGCUCUGGUGAAAGUAACGACGUACUCGCAGCUGUAAACACGGGAAGAAAUCUGUACGAUACUUGUGCUUGUAUAUUUGCGUUAUCUGCUGCGGUUAAUAUAGUCUC
Stereum hirsutum FP-91666 SS1 is the source of this 2463-nucleotide messenger RNA. RefSeq lists its product as uncharacterized. The transcript is spliced from 7 exons. Gene Ontology annotation, cellular component: cytoplasm. The record is from RefSeq and is a predicted model, not a curated record. Gene Ontology annotation, molecular function: mannosyl-glycoprotein endo-beta-N-acetylglucosaminidase activity. The coding region runs from base 4 to 2346 and encodes 780 amino acids. Gene Ontology annotation, biological process: protein deglycosylation. NCBI's taxonomy places the organism in Eukaryota, Fungi, Basidiomycota, Agaricomycetes, Russulales, Stereaceae.